AACAUUAUUGUUGGAGAAUGUUACACAAUUUUAAUGUUAAGGAAUACUUUUUAACUGAAUUUAUAUUAUUAACGAUAAAAGAUACAAGGAGGCAAGUGCAUUAAAAUAAAGUUUACCAACCUAAUAUAAUGAUUAACACAAUGGAGAUGGAGAAAACUAAAUUUGAGAUGAACGCCGACAAAAAUAACAGAAUGAUGACGCAAACAAAAAGCAUAAAGGAUAUCAUAAAACCACUGCAAAUAGUAAGUUGGAGCUUGGGAAGUGGAAUUAUAGAAAUUCCAAUGGGAACACCACGUUUCUUCAUAACGAUUCUCUAUGCAAUAAUUUUAUUAUCGAUUUAUGGAGUAUCUUUAUUUUACACAGUAAAUUAUGAAGACAAAAUGUACUUGAAACGAUUAAAUAAUACAGGGAGAUUUUUGACUAAAAUUGUAACACUCGGAAAUGGUUGUCUCGGUUUGAUUGCAAUUAUUUUAGCCUGGAAUCGAAGAAAGGGAUUGAAAAUCUGCAUUCAAAAGAUCGAAAGAGUUGACGAUCUUCUACAAAAGAUUGGAAUAUCGAAGGACUAUGAUAAAACGAUAAAACAGGAAUUGGGAAGAGUAUGCGCGAUUUACAUCAUUGUUAUCAUUGUAAUUGUCAUAAAUUCUGCUUCUAUGGUUGACGGCGAUACUCCAAAGAAUGUAAAAGCUGCAAUGAUUAUUGCCGUUCACUAUCCACUGGCUUUAAUUUUUGUCGCAGACAGUGUGUUUCUAGUUAUAGUCAGAAGUAUGAGAAGAAAAUUUUCGAGACUAAAUUCUUUACUAAAAAGUAUGUCAUCAGCAAGUCCUCUGUCUCCUCAGUAUAUGAAAUUACUCUACCAAAAUACCAGUCUUGUAAAGAGUAAUAAUUCUGUACUGAAUAAGAAAACUAAUGAUGACGCGCAUUUGAUGAAGGCAGCAAAACAGAUUCAUUUGAAUUUAGUGAAAACUUCUCGACGUGUGAAUGAAACGUUCGGCCUGCAAAUACUUUUGUCGAUGGCACUGUCUUUAGUUUUUAUAACCGGACUGUUGUACUUUUCUUACUCAAUUCUGUACAGUCCACAAUUGGACCAGAAGGAGAAAACACCAGCAUUAAUUUCUUCGGGUUGCUGGUUAUUUCUCUAUGUGAUGAAAAUUUUAUUUAUCAAUCACAUUUGCGACAGGACAAGUGGAGAGGCUCUACUAACAGGAAACAUAAUUUGUGAAUUACACGAGCCAAUGACAAGUAAAGAAUUUCGAUCAGAGAUUCGACAAUUUGUUUUGCAAUUAAUUCAGAAUCCGUUGAAAUUCACAGCAUAUGAGUUCGUAACUUUGGACUACACUUUUAUUCAAGGCGUUGUUGGAUCGAUAACGACAUACUUGGUGAUUUUAAUUCAAUUAAGUACCGACAUAGGAGGCAAUAAUAAAAACAAUGCAACUUUAGCUGAUUCAAUGAACAAAACUGUUUAA
Molecule: messenger RNA, 1463 nt
Organism: Leptopilina heterotoma
Lineage: Eukaryota; Metazoa; Arthropoda; Insecta; Hymenoptera; Figitidae
Product: putative gustatory receptor 28b
Exons: 9
Coding region: 129-1463 (444 amino acids)
Biological process (GO): sensory perception of taste
Cellular component (GO): dendrite; axon; neuronal cell body
Source: RefSeq, a predicted model, not a curated record